UCGGCAGCCAUGGAUCUAAAGGCAGAUUCGGAGGAGAUGGACUGCGAGCAACCACCUCCCAUUGAAGUUUUCGCCAGCAGGUCCACGCUGCAUGGCAUCUCGCACAUGUUCACGUUCGACCGGAUCGGGAUCAAGCGUUGUCUGUGGAUUCUGUUCUUCUUGGGCUCCGUCACCGCUCUCCUAUUCGUGUGUGUCGACCGGAUACAGUUCUACUUUGAGUAUCCUCAUAUCACUAAACUGGACGAAAUCACCGCGCCGCUGAUGUUUUUCCCCUCCGUCACCUUUUGCAACCUCAAUUCCUUCCGAUUCAGCCGGGUGACACGGAACGACCUGUACCACGCAGGGGAACUUCUUGCAUUGCUUAACGGGAGGUACGAGAUCCGCGACACUCACCUGGUGGAGGAAAACGUCCUGGAGACACUCAAGGUGAAGGCAGACUUCGCCACCUUCAAGCCACGCCCCUUCAACAUGCGCGAGUUCUACGACCGCACCGGCCACGACAUCAAGGACAUGCUGCUCUCAUGCUUCUACAGGGGCUCCGAGUGCAGCGCUGAUGACUUCAAAGUGAUCUUCACACGCUACGGGAAGUGCUACACCUUCAACUCGGGGCAGGAUGGGCGCCCCCUAAAGGUGACCAUGAAAGGAGGCAUGGGCAACGGCCUGGAGAUCAUGCUGGACAUCCAACAAGACGAGUACUUGCCAGUGUGGGGAGAAACAGACGAGACUUCAUUUGAGGCGGGCAUCAAGGUACAGAUCCAUACGCAGGACGAGCCGCCCUUUAUCGACCAGCUGGGCUUCGGCGUCGCACCCGGAUUCCAGACCUUCGUCUCCUGCCAGGAGCAGCGGCUGACAUACCUGCCGCCUCCGUGGGGAGACUGCAAGUCGACUCCGAUGGACUCUGACUUCUUCAGCACCUACAGCCUGACGGCCUGCCGCAUCGACUGUGAGACGCGCUACCUGGUGGAGAACUGCAACUGCCGCAUGGUCCACAUGCCAGGUGAUGCCCCAUACUGCACCCCUGAGCAGUAUAAGGAGUGUGCAGACCCUGCGCUGGACUUCCUGGUGGAGAGGGACAAUGACUACUGCGUGUGUGAGACUCCGUGCAACAUGACCCGCUAUGGGAAGGAGCUGUCCUUUGUCAAGAUCCCCAGCAAGGCCUCCGCCAAGUACCUGGCCAAGAAGUUCAACAAGACCGAGCAGUACAUCUCAGACAACAUCCUGGUACUUGAUAUCUUCUUCGAGGCCCUGAACUAUGAGACGAUCGAGCAGAAGAAGGCCUACGAGCUCGCCGGCCUGCUGGGUGAUAUCGGAGGGCAGAUGGGCCUGUUCAUCGGUGCCAGUAUCCUGACCAUCCUGGAGCUCUUUGACUAUCUCUAUGAGGUGAUCAAGUUCAAAGUGUGCCGCUGCACCAAAGGCAAACACAAACGCAGCAGCAACAACAACGACCGUGGAGCCGUGCUGAGCCUGGACGAUGUGAAGCGUCACGCACCCUGUGAAAACAUGCGCACACCCACCACCUAUCCUGCCAAUAUGCUACCUCACCACCCUGCACAGGGCAACUUUGAGGACUUCACCUGCUGAGCCAAUCCCGGUGAAGUGAGAGGGGGA
This is a messenger RNA of Engraulis encrasicolus (European anchovy), 1608 nucleotides long. RefSeq names its product acid-sensing (proton-gated) ion channel 1b (gene asic1b). Gene Ontology annotation, biological process: sodium ion transmembrane transport. The transcript has 11 exons. Gene Ontology annotation, cellular component: plasma membrane. Gene Ontology annotation, molecular function: ligand-gated sodium channel activity. Lineage: Eukaryota; Metazoa; Chordata; Actinopteri; Clupeiformes; Engraulidae. The coding region runs from base 10 to 1581 and encodes 523 amino acids. The record is from RefSeq and is a predicted model, not a curated record.